Messenger RNA from Saccostrea echinata, 456 nucleotides. Its product is annotated as perlucin-like protein. The record is from RefSeq and is a predicted model, not a curated record. NCBI's taxonomy places the organism in Eukaryota, Metazoa, Mollusca, Bivalvia, Ostreida, Ostreidae. The coding region runs from base 1 to 456 and encodes 151 amino acids. The transcript is spliced from 4 exons.
AUGAUUCGACAUCUUAUUCUCAUUUCAGCAGCUGUUGCCUGCACACUUUGUAACUGCCCCCUCGACUGGGCAGAUUAUGAUGGAGAAUGUAUGUUUUUUGGUCAUGAUAGGAGGGACUAUCUCGGUGCUCAGAGAGAUUGUAAAUCCAAGCAAUCAUAUCUAGCAACAAUUGACAAUGCUGCAAAAGCCACCUUUGUACGACAAGUGGUCAGUGUAAUGCACAGUAACCGUUUGUAUCGUUAUUGGACUGGGGCCUCAGAUUUUGCUAUUGAGGGCUCAUGGAGAUGGCUGGAAACCGGAGCGGCGGUAGGCCCCUACACUAAUUGGGCUGACGGACGACCAACCAAUAACGGGACAUUCAACUGUAUGAUGAUGGAAUGGGUGGGAGACGAUCUCAAGUGGGUAGAUGUGGAGUGUAACCAUAGAGACGUGACCUACAUAUGUGAAAAGCAGUAA